Messenger RNA from Hevea brasiliensis (rubber tree), 949 nucleotides. RefSeq names its product small ubiquitin-related modifier 2-like. Lineage: Eukaryota; Viridiplantae; Streptophyta; Magnoliopsida; Malpighiales; Euphorbiaceae. The record is from RefSeq and is a predicted model, not a curated record. Gene Ontology annotation, biological process: protein sumoylation. Gene Ontology annotation, molecular function: ubiquitin-like protein ligase binding; protein tag activity. The transcript has 2 exons. Bases 416 to 718 code for a protein of 100 amino acids. Gene Ontology annotation, cellular component: nucleus.
AUGCUGCAUUUUCCUUUUGUUUCAUACUUUCUUGUUCUGUUUUCUUUGUUCUCUGUUCAGUUUUUGUGUUAUUUUUUAAUGGGUGUUUUUGAGUUUUUUUUUUUUCCAUAUUUGUUGGACUUGGACCCAUGUAUGUGCCCACCACCAUUGUUUGUUUGUUUGUGAUCAAUGUUUGGCAGAAAAAGGUUAGAAAACUUAACAGGACCUUGGACCUUUUCCAUGUGCUAGAAUUCUAGAAAAUAGAUUGGUAGGUGAAAACUUGUGUAGUGUAACCUUUAGAUCUGUAGCCUGGUCCUGGAUUGAAAUUCGAAAUUUUUUUUUUUUGGUCUGUUGGGUGAGUGUUCUGUGUACUCCACCCAGUAUUUGAAAGAUUGCUACUUCAACCCACCUCAUAAGGUUAGAAAACUUAGGGCUCAUGGGUGAUGGGUCAAGUGACAUGAUGGCUGCAAAUUGUAUUAUCUCUGUGCAGGGGAACCAUGAUGGAGAAGAAAAGUGUUAUAAAAUCAAGAUGGAUACCCCAAUCUCCAAGCUCCUUCGUUGUUUUUGUGAAUACAAGCAAUUGGAAUAUGAUAAUGUGGUGUUUUUAAUCAAAGGCAAACGCUUCAAAGAUAAGAAAACACCAGCUGAACUCAAUCUCAAGGAUGGUGUUCAAAUUGAAGCCUUCAUGCACCAGAAUGGAGGAGGUUGCAAUGGCAUUUUAGUCCUGAAAGUUGGCUAAUAGAGUUUUAAUGAUGUCAAGUUUGUACUCAAUCAGCAUUAAAUUAAUAGAUAUUUGUUCUUAAACCUGGUUUAUGUUAUGGCAUGACUUGUGGCUUAGAGUGUGUUUGGAUGUCCUAUGGAAACAAAGUUGCUUUUCACAAUGCUUCUGUGACAUGAUUUUUAGCAGUCUUAAGGUUUGUUGUGUUAUUAGAAUACCAAGUACGUUGGCUUUCGGUGCUUUUUUGUGAAA